Penicillium manginii is the source of this 2103-nucleotide messenger RNA. RefSeq lists its product as uncharacterized. The transcript has 5 exons. NCBI's taxonomy places the organism in Eukaryota, Fungi, Ascomycota, Eurotiomycetes, Eurotiales, Aspergillaceae. The record is from RefSeq and is a predicted model, not a curated record. The coding region runs from base 1 to 2103 and encodes 700 amino acids.
AUGAAGAUGCGGCUCCGCGGCGCCUCUGUGCUUGCUAUGCUCCCGCUGGUGAGCGUUGGUCUUGCAAGCAAGAGUGAGACAUCUUCUGGAUUGCUCCCCCUGACAUACGAACCAUUCCCACUCGGCAGCAUCACCCCGAACGGAUGGUUACGAACCGAGCUCCAGGCAUCCGCGGAUGGUCUUGCAGGUCAUCUCUUUGACUUCUUCCGAUAUGUGAAGAACUCUUCCUGGAUCGGCGGUGAUCAGGAGUACAGUUCAUUGAACGAGGCACUUCCAUAUUGGGUCAAUGGAUUAGUGCCACUCGCCUAUACGCUGCAAGAUGAUCGUCUGAUAGGCCAGGUUUCCACCGUUGUCGACUCUAUCCUGGACCGUAUCCAGCCAGAUGGAUGGAUUGGACCCGAGACUCUCGCUAGCGGCGAGCGAAUGAUCUGGGCGCGAACUCUCGUUUUCCUCGGAUUGACCAAUCUCGCUGAUGCGGAUCCGAAAUACGAACAGCCCAUUGUUGACGCGCUUUAUCGGUUUAACGGCCUUAUGAAUUCUAUGCUCAAGAACAAUGGAACUGGCAUGAUCUAUCAUGAGGGUGAUAAGGUGUCUGCUGAUGAUUAUGUUUGGUUCCAGGCUCGGACUGAAGAUAUGAUUGUCAGUUUGCAGUGGAUGCUGGAUUAUCACCCCGGUAACCAGACUGAGAUGUUGAAGGAGAAUAUUGAGAUGAUUCAUCAUUGGGCUUCGAAAUGGGAGGGAUGGUACUCCGAGGGUAGUUACAUUACAGAAGAUCUGAACGACCUUCCGCAGUCGGUGACUACAGAUCAAUGGCAGUUCCUGCAUGGUGUCACCGUUGCUGAGAGCCUGAAGUUCGCAGCUGUUUACCGGCGUUCGAAUGCAAACGAGAGUCUUGUCACAACUGCAAAGAACGGGGUGGAUUGGACAUUCAAAUAUCACGGCGCGGCAUCCGGUACUAUCCUUGCUGAUGAGCGUCUAGACGGCCUCAAUCCCUACUAUGGCUCCGAGUUAUGCACAAACGUUGAAACCAUCUACUCGCUCGCCUACAACUACUUCGCUCUCGGAGACUCCUCGUACGCAGAUCGGGCCGAGCUGGCCGCAUUCAAUGCUCUUCCGGCCGCUCUCUCUGGAGAUUGGUGGGCCCAUCAAUACGUGACCCAGCCCAACCAGCCAUAUUCCAAGAACCUCACAGACGAGCCGUUCUGGAAUACUAAUUCCCUUAGUCAGACCUUUGGAGUUGAGCCUGACUAUCCCUGCUGCACCGUAAAUCAUCCGCAAGGAUAUCCGAAGUUUACAAUGUACAGCUUCCUCAAGAAUGGAGAUACUGGAAUUGUCCAUUCCUUGCUCAGCCCGGGCCAAGUUCAAACACAAAUCCAAGGGAAAAAGGUCUCGGUGGACUGUCAAACCGAUUAUCCUUUUGGCAAUACCUUAUCCUAUACUGUUGACAGCGAUAUCGACUUCGAACUAUAUCUUCGCGUUCCAGAAUGGGCCACCCAAGCCAAGAUCCAAGGAUCGCCAAAUGAUGACGGCGCAUCCAAGGACCCAAAGACAGACCUUAUCAAAGUCAACAUUCCAUCCGGAACAACCAAGUUCACCUACGAACUAGGAAUGGACCUUGUCACCGCCGAUCGGGCCAAUGAUACUGUCGCUGUCUACCGUGGAGCCCUCCUCUACGCACUGCACGUUCCUCACACUAGCACUUCCGGACCUCCCAAGUUCUAUGAUACCCAGAAGGAAUACCCCGCAGGAACUUACCCCAGCGAUGCACAAGAUUAUGUUCUUUUGAACUCGACCGACUGGAACGUGGCCAUCGAUCCAUCGACGCUAGAAUAUCACCCCGGGUCGGGCGGGUCACUACCCUCGCCUACAUUUGAGGAUGGCCAGCUGCCAAUGUACAUCACUGCCAAGGCUUGUUUGAUCGAUUGGCCGAUUUUCAGGGUGUGCCGGAUUCGCCUAUUCCCAAGAGUGAGCGGUCUUGUCUUGGGGAUACCUUUGAGGCUACUCUUCGUCCGUAUGGGAGUGCGAAGCUGCAUAUGUCUGAUUUACCGACGAUUGAUCUUUCGGGGAAGUGAGAAGAUCGUGCUGGUUUAUGGGGACUUAUAG